Molecule: messenger RNA, 1209 nt
Organism: Saccharomyces cerevisiae S288C
Lineage: Eukaryota; Fungi; Ascomycota; Saccharomycetes; Saccharomycetales; Saccharomycetaceae
Gene: YJL193W
Exons: 1
Coding region: 1-1209 (402 amino acids)
Cellular component (GO): membrane
Source: RefSeq, marked reviewed
AUGUUUCAACAGCUGUCGGCAUCCAUUAGGCACAAUGCACACAUAAUUUUUUUAUGCAUAAGUUGGUAUUUUAUUUCAUCGUUGGCAUCUCAGGUAACGAAGCAGGUACUAACGGUUUGCCCAUUACCACUUUUUUUGGGUGAGUUUCAGUUCAUUUAUACUGCUGUGCUAGCAUGGUUUACGUGUUAUAUUGCAUAUAGUUUCCCAGGAUUCUAUCGCAUAUUUCCUAAUGGUACUUUUCCGGAAUAUUAUAUCGACGACAGAGAAACUAGCCGUGCAGCUAGGAAAGAAUCAAAACUAUCCUCCCUCAUUAUACCGCCCUCUAAACCAAUCCUGCAAACAGUUCUACCUUUAGGUCUUUUCCAAUUUGUAGGGAAAUAUUUUGGGCAUACAGCUACCUCUUUGGUGCCUGUUUCCACGGUUGCAAGUAUAAAAACGCUAUCCCCCAUGUUUAUCCUUUUGCUCCAAAAGAUUUUGAAAAUAUCCACUUUGAAAAUUACUUUAACUCUUAUCUUUAGUUUAUGCACUUUAGUUCUUGGAGUUUGGAUUAUAGUUCAAGAAGAUAAUCGUUCACCGGCCUCUUCCAAUGAGCUGAGAGAAUUCUCUAAAUACGGCGUAAUAUGCGCUAUGAUAUCAAUGUUCAUUUUUGUCUUGCAAAAUAUAUAUGGCAAGACCGUGUUCACGUACAGAUCUCAAACAGAUGAAUCUCAAAGUAAUUCUGGAUUCUCACGGCAAGAAUCACCUUUACCCUUAUAUGAAAAGUUGGAUGAGAAACUUGUUGCGAAAAAGAAACCUAAAUCAUAUGACAAAUUGACUUUAAUGAUUUAUAUUUCCCUUGUUGGAUUUUGUUUAUCGUUUGGCUGGUUUAUCACUCUAGAAUUUCCUGUACUAUUUAGGUAUUUUUUUCAAAUUAACAGCUCUUCUACAGUAAUAAAAGCUUUUCCAGUCUCUUUAUUUUUACUGAACGGGACAUUCCACUUCAUUCAGGCAAUGAUUACAUUUCAUUUACUGGGUGAGGUCUCAACUUUAACAUAUUCAAUAGCGAAUCUGAUGAAGCGCUUUGCCAUUAUUGCGGUUAGUUGGGUCUUUAUUGGAAGAAGAAUUACUUGGCUGCAAGUGUUCGGUUUGGUUCUGAACACAUUAGGGUUAUUCCUUUAUGAAAGAUGCACAUCACAAUCGAAAAUAAAAGCGAAAAUACGUCCUGAGUAG